AUGUCUAUGCUCCCGGAUGCUUUGCUUUUUCGAAUCUGGAAGAGGGAGACCACAGCCCAGGGUGGCUUAUUGUCAGGAGUAGAUCCUACGGUGUUAACCACUGCUGAUCCACUGAGGCUAUGCAUAAUUCGAAUAUGUAUGAUUGUUCUGAUUGGGCGAUUGCUAUCACUCGCCUUGGGCAAGAUCAAACAACCGAAAGUCAUUGCUGAAGUCCUUGGUGGAAUCCUCCUCGGUCCAAGUGCAAUGGGGCGAAUACCUGGUUUCACCGAGCACAUCUUCCCCGCUCAAUCCUUCUCAUAUCUCUCACUCGUUGCCAACAUUGGCAUCUGCCUCUUUCUCUUCAUAGUGGGUCUUGAAGUCGACGCGAGUAUCAUCACGCGUAAUGCUCGCUCGUCUCUGUUCAUUGCACUCUCCACCACGGCCUUGUCCUUUGGUCUCGGCGCUGCAAUCUCUGUGCCACUCUAUCACAACUUCAUUGGUCCCCCCGUCGAGUUUGUUCACUUCAUGCUUUUCACCGGCGUGUCAUUCUCUAUCACCUCUUUCCCCGUUCUUUGUCGCAUCCUCACCGCAUUGAAGCUCCUAGACACAACGGUCGGCGUCGUUGCUCUGACAGCUAGCAUGUGCAACGACGUAUUCUGUUGGAGUCUGUUGGCACUGGCCGUGGCUCUCGUCAAUGGGACCUCCGGGCUUACAGCUUUGUGGAUCUUGCUGGCAUUCGUGGCAUUCACAGUAUUUCUCAUGUGGCCGGUUAGAAUCGCGCUGCUCCAGUUCGCUAGGUUCACAGGAAGUUUGGAGAACGGUCCUACGAUAUUCUUCAUGAUUGUUAUCUUGAUCGUGCUUUGGGCAUGUGCGUUUUUCACGGAUAUCGUGGGGAUCAGUGCAUUUUUCGGUGCGUUCCUGGCGGGUGUCAUUGUCCCCCGCGAAGGAGCCCUUGCUGUCUCGCUGACGAGGAAACUCGAAGAUGUGGUGACGAUCGUGUUUUUACCUCUGUACUUCACGCUCUCUGGGUUGAAUACCGAUCUUGGAUUGCUUAACACUGGUACGACUUGGGGAUUCAUCAUCGCAAUCAUAUGUCUGGACUUUGCUGGAAAAUUCGGUACCUGUACGAUCACCAGUCGGAUUUCCGGAAUGAAUUGGCGAGAGUCUAGCACGGUUGGAUCGUUGAUGUGUUGCAAAGGUCCCGUAGAAUUAAUCAUUCUCAACAUUGGGCUUUCUACUGGCAUUCUCACCAGAAGGAUGUUCUCGAUGUUCGUCCUUGAAGCCCUUGUCCUGACUUUCAUAACCACACCCUUGGUUCUCGUUUUUUAUCGUCCUGAACACCGGGUUCGUGCGCUAGCUGGAGAGGUUCCACGUUGGUCGAUUGGAGAUAGGGAGGAAGAUCUAGAUGACCCCCAGUCUCCCGUGACUGAUGAUCAACCAUGGCGCUCCCGCUUCACUGUUGUCAUCGACAAAUUCGACCACAUGUCGGGAAUGCUGGCGGCCACCCAACUGGCACUUCCAAGUCCUCGAGGAACUGAGACAUGCGUGAACGCUCUCCGUUUGAUUGAGAUGCCAGACUGUAAUCCGGAAAUCAGGAUGUCUUCAGCAGUGCGUGCCUCUAUCCGUGCUGAUCCGGUUAUGGGCGCCUUCCGCACCUUUGGAGAGCUCAAUAACAUACCCGUUGCGCGUUCGCUUUGUUUUGUCCCGCAUGAGGACAUGUCAAAAACAGUCUCCGAUCAUGCGACGCAGCAUGGAUCCGAGCUCAUCCUCUUACAAUGGCUCCCGCCAUCGUCCAUUCACGGAGAGGACCCAUGUAGUCCACACAGCACGAAAAUCGAACCUACAGGUACGGGAAAUACGGCAACCAUGAUCCACUCGCAGUUCGUGCGUAAAAUAUUGGCGGAGAGCAAUACGGAUGUUGCCCUGUUCAUCGAUCCGGGCACCUCUCUCUCUGGUACCGGUCCUGGGAGUGCGCGCCACAUAUUUUUCCCCUUUUUCGGUGGUCCCGAUGAUCGACUGGCGCUUGAGUUUGUGAUGCAGUUAUGUACUAAUCCCGGGAUUAGUGCGACAGUAGUUCGGAUGUUGAACAGUAGUGCUGCGCGUGUUGCGGCCCAAUGGCCAUCGAUCGUACGCCCCAAACUGGAAGACAGCGAUGAAACACGGGACACAGGAUACCAUGGAAUGCCUAUUCAAUCAACUGUCGUUAUGCCAAGCAUAUCGUAUGGACAAACACACUUCGAAUCUGAGACAGCCGAUACCAUCCUCUGGGAGCAAUACGUCAACUCGCAUUCCUCGUUCGACAUACAUCCCUCAAUCUGCGCUGCGCUGUCCUGUAUCACAUUCUCUGAGCAUUCAUCGUCGAUACCGCUACACUCUGCCAUCCAUCAGGCAUCUAUGCGCAAACCUGUAUUGGUUGUUGUUGGGCGCUCACACCGCUUUGGAUCGGACGAUCUCACGCAGGAGCUGGAAAACAUACUGAAGGAGCGGGGUAGUGUGGAGCGGGAUGAUGAUACUAGGAGCACUAUAGGGAAUGCUGCAACUGCCUUUGUUGCUUCUGGUUGUACGACUGCGGUGGUUGUGCUGCAGGCUGCUAAUGCUAGCAGUGCUGACUGA
Molecule: messenger RNA, 2592 nt
Organism: Suillus plorans
Lineage: Eukaryota; Fungi; Basidiomycota; Agaricomycetes; Boletales; Suillaceae
Product: Sodium/hydrogen exchanger family-domain-containing protein
Exons: 9
Coding region: 1-2592 (863 amino acids)
Biological process (GO): proton transmembrane transport
Cellular component (GO): membrane
Molecular function (GO): antiporter activity
Source: RefSeq, a predicted model, not a curated record